Molecule: messenger RNA, 2456 nt
Organism: Callorhinchus milii (elephant shark)
Lineage: Eukaryota; Metazoa; Chordata; Chondrichthyes; Chimaeriformes; Callorhinchidae
Product: G-protein coupled receptor 22
Exons: 2
Coding region: 13-1335 (440 amino acids)
Biological process (GO): neuropeptide signaling pathway
Cellular component (GO): membrane
Molecular function (GO): G protein-coupled peptide receptor activity
Source: RefSeq, a predicted model, not a curated record
GUGCCACCUGUCAUGGAUGCAGCCAUGGAGUUGGAGAACGAUGACAGAGUGCUCGAGACUACGGACGGAUCGUCCACUCUGAACGAAGGAUGGUACAUGUCCUAUCCCAUGAGUUUCCAGGUCUCCCUGACCAGCUUCCUGAUGCUGGAGAUAGUGCUGGGUUUCAGCAGCAACCUGACUGUCCUGGUCCUCUACUGCAUGCAGUCGAACCUGGUGGAUUCGGUCAGCAACAUCGUGACCAUGAACCUUCAUGUCCUGGACAUCAUCAUCUGCUUGGUGUGUGUCCCGUUGACCAUCAUCAUCAUCCUCAUGCCCCUGGAGCAGAACAUCGCCUUGAUCUGCUGCUUCCACGAGGCGUGUGUGACCUUCACCAGCAUCGCCACCGCCGUCAACGUCCUCGUCAUCAGCCUGGACCGGUACGACAUCUCGGUCAGGCCCGCCAAUAGGGUCUUGACUCCGAGCAGGACCAUCUUGCUGCUGGUGUCGGUCUGGCUGGUGUCGUUGAUGGUCUUUUUUGUCCCCUUUAUUGAGGUGGAGUUCUUCUCCGACUCCGACCACAGCACCACCUGGCAGAACCAGACCCUCCUGUGCGUCAGCACCAACGAGUACCACAGGGAGCUGGGCAUGUACUUCCACCUCUUCAUCCAGAUCCCCAGCUUCUUCGUGGCGGUGGUCGUCAUGUUGAUCACCUACUCCAAAAUACUCCAGGCCCUGAACAUCAAAAUCGGAUCGCACUUCACACGGGGCCAGAAACGCAAGUCUAGAAGCAAGCAGCAGAAGAAGAAGAAGAAGGCGGAAGCUGCCCCGUUGUCCACGAGCUGUCAGUAUGAGACCAAACGACUGACCACCCCGGCUCCCCAGGCCGUGCAGAAUCCGCCUUUGGGGGUCUCGGCGUCCGUCUCCGUCAUCAUCGCGCUACGGCGGGCGGUCAAACGCCACCGCGAUCGACGGGAGCGUCAGAAGCGGGUCUUCAGGAUGUCCCUGAUAAUCAUCUCCACCUUCCUGGUGUGCUGGGCUCCGAUCUCAGUGAUCAACCUUCUCAUUUUGUGUCUGGGACCGAGCGACUGGCUGGUGAAGCUCAGGAUCUGCUUCCUGGCCAUGGCUUACGGCACCACCAUAUUCCACCCUCUCCUAUACGCCUUCACCAGGCAGAAACUCCGCAAGGUCCUCAAGAACAAGAUGAAGAAGAGGGUGGUCUCCGUGUUGCAGGUAGACCCAGCCCCCAGCGGGACAAUUAUACACAAUUCCUGGGUGGACCCCCGCAAAGCGCGGAAAGUGAAACUGGAAUGCAGUGAUGCCACUGACCGCUGCCUGACUGAGGCCGUCAAAGAGUGACUCGUUCCUGGUCCGUUUCGAAGGCUCUAUCAGGCAGACAUUUACCGCCGCACCACCUGUAAGCUCUAGUGGUGCAAGAAUUGCUUAAAUCCGUGCUUUACUCCACCGUUAAGGUUCACUCACAAGUCCGAGAUACAGUAGUUCCUAGAUUAGCGCAAGCUGACUUGAAAUUGAGCACAUUUAGUGUCCAAUUACCUGAGUAGGCAGCAGAUAUAAGCCAUGUUUGAAGCCAACGUUUGUACUUAUUGUUAGAGGAAGGGAUACAAAUAGGAUUAUUGCACAGUGUUCAAAGCUUGUCUGCCUCAGCUGUUCCAAUAGUCUUAGUCUUAAAGCAAAUUGGAUGAAGUCCAGCACAAACCGAUGAAUAGAACUGGGUAGAAAUGAACAGGAUCACCAUUACCAGCGAGUUAGAAGAGCAAUAGAUCGAGUUGGUUUAGGUUAAACUUACCUGUCUAUUUUCCUUAAUCAAUCGCUUUCUCCCAAGGAGAAGGAAGCCAUCCCAUAAUGUCCCCAUCUGCUAGUCUUUUCUACUUAGUGCGUAUACCAAUGUAGGUUUUAGUUCGAGACAAGAGUGUAGGAUGUCCAAAGGUCUCCAUGGCAAUGGGGUGAAUUGUUCUAUAAUUUACAGACAAAAAGGCGUGUGUUUGUAGAACGGAACUGGUUCUCUUCCAGAACCCUCGUCCAUUUCCCUACUAUCAGAGGAGAUACUCAUUGCACCCGUAAAACUGACAAAAUGUCUCCAGUGUAGCUAGAGCAUGUCAGCCAACAUGCGGUGUGCACGCAAAACCUACUCUUUAUCACAGACGCAACUCACCACGUUCGUAUCUCCUGGGGUCAGUAUUGGCUUUGAUUGAACCCCAAAGUCAACAAAGCAAAAAUUCCAGAACCCUUACGCCAACUGUUCAGUUCUGACCUACUUCCUUAAGAGUAAUGUUUAAUUCCCUCUGCCAAACACAACCAAGCGCUCCGGGAUGCUAACCUGCGUGAAGACCGCUAUAUACGUGCAAGUUGUUGAUGUUGUUGUUGUUGUUGUUGAGCAAACCACUGGCCAGAGGACAUCAUGUGGAUUCCAGAAAUGACAGCAUUUUUUUUAAAUGAAUGAAUUCUACACCGAUAAUUAA